Molecule: messenger RNA, 471 nt
Organism: Aspergillus puulaauensis
Lineage: Eukaryota; Fungi; Ascomycota; Eurotiomycetes; Eurotiales; Aspergillaceae
Exons: 2
Coding region: 1-471 (156 amino acids)
Source: RefSeq, a predicted model, not a curated record
AUGGCAGAUUAUCGAGACCAAGUCAAAGGCGUAGAAGGCGAAACUCAAAUGGAAGUAUCUGGGCCGGCUGAUGCGUCGGGGGACGCAGUGGAAGCAACCACUGUUUCAGAACCAUCCAGCAGCACCGGCUCUGCCUCUUCGCGCCCUCCUUCGACAACGGACGCAGAGACUUCAUCUCAUCCACAGCCACGCGGUGCAUCGGAUCCUUCAGAUUUUACCGUGUGCGGAGCCACCAUUUUCAGGCUACCGACCAUAGAAACUCUCGACGCCGAUGGACACCCUUUUCCAGCUGGCAUUGACGGAUCACUGUGGCAAUUGGGUCAAGAUACCGAGUCCUGCGGACACAUGCUCUUUGCUCGAUUAUGGACCAACGCAAAGGUCGCUGCUGCAAAUGAGGUCGCGUUACAACUAGAAAAGGCCAAACGAGGCUGUCAAUCUGAUCCGAAAUCUGACAAGGCUGCACUACCGUAA